AUGUUUGUUUUGUCCAAGAACAAAUUGGCAAAAAUUGCUGAGGUUAUGAGCUGUUGUGAUUCGAAAUGUUUGCCUGCCGGUUCUCUUUGCCGUAAUGGUAAUGGAAUCGUCAAGAUACAGAAAUGCGGUAUUUUGGCAAAAUAUCUGAGUUCUACUCAGAAUCUUGAGGGUAAUCAUCCAAUAAUGGUCGUUGCUGAGAGUGAAUUUAUGAGGGCUAAUAUCCCUUCUGACGUCUCAGGACAGACUUAUGUUGUCUUUUAUGCUGAGAUGAAGGUCAUUCCGGACACCGAUGAGAACAUUGAUUGUAAAGCAGAAAUUGGUCUCUACAAAGAUGCCAAUUGCUUCUUCCGCGUUAGUAGUGAUGGUCACUAUUACACUGCUACUACCAAGCGAAUGUUUAGCGAGCCUCUUACUGGCAGUGUUGUUUUUGGAGUUGGUCAGAUCUUUCCUCCACGCAACAAGCCGAAUGCACCGACACAAAUAUUCUUUACAAUGAAUGGGAAACAAAUCGACAAGACAAUUCUGAUGUCAGAAGAUGUUGAUCUUCUUCCACACAUCAUUGUUAAGAAUUGCGAUGCAGAGGUCAACUUUGGCAUGGAUGACAACAAGCCUUUCACUUACGACAUUGGAAAGCACGAAGCUGCUUAUGAGAAUCAAUGGAAUUGA
Meloidogyne enterolobii is the source of this 666-nucleotide messenger RNA. Lineage: Eukaryota; Metazoa; Nematoda; Chromadorea; Rhabditida; Meloidogynidae. The record is from the annotation of a GenBank genome assembly.